Fulvia fulva is the source of this 903-nucleotide messenger RNA. RefSeq lists its product as uncharacterized. NCBI's taxonomy places the organism in Eukaryota, Fungi, Ascomycota, Dothideomycetes, Mycosphaerellales, Mycosphaerellaceae. The record is from RefSeq and is a predicted model, not a curated record. The transcript has a single exon. The coding region runs from base 1 to 903 and encodes 300 amino acids.
AUGGCAGCUCCAUCGCAGACAUGGGAAGAGAUGUGGGGACCCAGCAGAGACCGGCGGCUUGCAAUAUUCCAGACACUCUACGAUGGCUCAUUAUCAGCUUCUGAAGCCGGCGAUCAGCUUGUGGAAGCCUCUUUAGCUGAUGACAAUCCCGGUCUAACCAUCAACCUCCUGCUCAAAGCCGCCAGAGAACGACCAGAGCAGCACGACAAGCUCGUCAAUGUUCUUCUUCACGUGGUAAAGCUUGCACAUCCAACAGGUGCCGAUGGACAACCCACCCAAAGCCAGGAAACUCGUCUCAGCGACGCUCUACCAUUUCUAGGUAUGGUUCUGAAUGAGACCUGGAACGGCCUCACAGUACCCUUAUCACCGCCCGAAGCCCGCCAGAAAGACGUCCAGCGCUUCAUCAACGUCAACAGACUCUGCGCAAAACUCAUGACCACCAAGUACUCUUUCUUCAACUACUCAAUGUUCGCCCUCUGGACAUUCCGCGCCGCGCUCGAAACAACAGUAAAGCAAAGCAGCCCGCGGCACAGUCCACCAGAAGCCUUCAUCCCCGCAGCAGCAGCGUGGAUUGAGAUCUUGGGGGAGGAGAUUUUCACCUGGGACGAGGAAUUCGAGCAUGGUCCAGCAGCUCGCUCGAGACCAGGGAGGGGAGGGCCGUUGUGUCCUGAGAAGCAUAAUUUCGAUAGAGAGCGGUGGGAUCUGUGGCGGGACAGGUUUAGAGAGGUGGCGCAGGACGAUGAGGAGGACGUUGAUGAGAGGGUUAGGGAUGCUGCGAGGAAGGCGCAGAGAAGGAUGGCGGAGAUCCAGCAGAUGCCGCCACGACCUGAGCUGGGUGAUAUGGACUUGCCUGAUGAAAGACCUGGUACGGGCCGAUGGCAUGGCUCGAUGUACAAGGCUUGA